CUGGGAGAGCUUCAACAUCAUCCAGUGCCACCCCUGCCAUGGGCAGAGACACCUUUCACCAUCCCAGGGUGCUCCAAGCCCUGUCCAACCUGACCUGGGAUAAUUCCAGGGAUGGGGCAGCCACAGCUUCUCUGGGAAUUCCAUCCCACCGCCCUCACAGGGAAGAAUUCCUUCUCAAUAACCCAUCUAACCCCACCUUCCUUCAGCUGGAAGGCCAUUCCACCUUGUCCUGUCUCCUCUGCUCUUGUAGAUGAACACAGGAAGGUUCCUGUGGUUGCCUCUGCGCUGUGCUGAGCAGAGGGGACACUGGCAGUGUCACUGUAGGGUGACACAGGCUCUCCACAAGAGCUGUGAGCCUCAGUCCUGUACAGCUGCUGCUGGGACAGUCCCACUCCAAACCAGGCAGCCCCAAACCUGGUUGUGUCCUUCCCACAAAGCCUCAGCUCAGUUUCCCCCCAGAGGCAGGUGCCUCCCACCACUCCCUUCCAGCCCUGUCUCCUCCAUAGCGCUUUCCCAAAGGGAGAGAUCCUUCUUCCUCAAGGAUCCUAGCCAGAAAUUCUGGGAUCUUACUGACACUGUGCUGCCUCUUGCCUUGAAGAGGGCGGAAGGCUCCUCAGGUGCCACUGAGAGGGUGAGGAAGGGGCUCUCUGACUUCCUGGGGGUCAUCUCGGACACCUUUGCUCCCUCCCCGGACAAGACCAUUGACUGUGAUGUGAUCACACUGAUGGCAACACCCUCAGGUACCACCGAGCCCUACGACAGUGCCAAGGCUCGUCUCUACAGCCUCCAGUCUGACCCAGCCACCUACUGCAAUGAGCCCGAUGGCCCUGCUGAGCUGCUCGAGGCCUGGCUCGCUCAGUUUAACCUGGAGGAGAAGAAAGGGGAGAUUGCAGAGCUGCUGGCAACCAGCCCUUCCAUCCGGGCACUCUACACCAAAAUGGUCCCUGUGGCUGUUUCCCACUUGGAGUUCUGGCAGCGCUACUUCUACAAACUGCAUCGCCUGGAGCAGGAUGAAGCCCGCAGGGAGGCUCUGAAGCAGAGAGCGGAGCAGAGCAUGCACCAAGAGGAGCCAGGCUGGGAGGAAGAUGAAGAGGAGUUCUUGGGGAUGUCCCCCCUGCCUUGUGCAAACAUCACAUUUCCAGGAGCAGCACAGAAAGAAUCGGCCCCAGCAGCCCCAGAGGGAAACCACCCUGCUGCUCCCUCUGGGGAGAGCUGGGCUGUGCUGCCUCCAGAGCUGGUCCCAGUGGAGCAGAGCCCCUCAGAGAGCAGCGAGAGCGUGUCCCUUGUGACUCAGAUUGCAAACCCUGCCUCUGUGCCUGCCACCCAGCUACAGACUGCAGCUCCGCCCAUGGGCACCGAGGACCUCUCCCAGAGGCUGGUGGAGGCCACUUUGGAAGAGCAGAGCUCCCUGCCAAAGCCCCCAGAAGCUGCUCAGCCUUCUGCACCUGCUGAGGAAUCAGCAGCAUCCUUGGAGCCAGCAGCUGGAACAGAGCUCAGAGAGCUAGAGAGCAAAGGCCAGGGCAGGACAGAGACUCUGAGAGAGGAAGGGCCCACAGAUCUGCGAGUCUUCGAGCUCAACUCAGAUAGUGGCAAAUCCACCCCCUCCAACAACGGCAAGAAAGGCUCCAGCACAGAUAUCAGCGAGGACUGGGAAAAGGACUUUGAUCUGGACAUGACGGAAGAGGAGGUGCAGCUGGCACUGUCCAAGGUGGAAAUGUCUGGGGAGCUGGAAGAUGAAGAGUGGGAAGACUGGGAAUAAAGCAGCUGCUUCCAGUGUGUGUCACAGGCUCAUUUCCACCAUUGAAUGUGAAUUCAAUCACGGACCGGCUGUUCCUUUGUGUAUGACUGUGCUGGGGGUUGCAGUUCCAGGCUGGAGGAGUUCCAUUCCUGCUAAAACCUGUGGGCAACUCAAGUGACCCCUUCAGAUCCAGGAGGAGGAAGCAGGAAAUCACUGGCACACAGGAACCCGACUUCUCCGUAGGUCCUAGAGACUGGCCAAGCCAAAACUGACCCUGAUGUGUUGGGAAGAGGCAGAGUGAGGGGUCCCUGGGGCCAGCUGGGCACUCGGGGCCCUGCCAGGUGUGCUGGGUGCUGCCAGGCUGCCAGCUGGCUCCUUCCUUGCUUGUGUGUGCACGUGUAACCUGCAGCUGAGAGGCUCCUGGAUGUAGCUGUCCCUGCUCCGCUCGCUGCUCCGCAAUUCCCACCCGGAAAGCAACACCCAGGGAGGGCCUGAGGGCUGGAGGUGCUGCAGAAAAAGGCACUUGGCUCGUGGCUUUGACCCUGGAAGGAGCCAAACUCCCUGCCAAACGCUGAGCUUCUGCCUGGCUUUUUGUCUUGGAAGCUUUUUCUCAUGGAAACUCCUGUUUCCAGCAGUUCCUGGAAGAGCCAAGGCCUGCUCCUCCCCUCCUUUGCAGCUGCACCACCUUCCUGCACUGGGUUUUGUGGCUUUCUAGUUAAAUUCUCCAAGCAAAAUCCUCGCGGCUUGCUCUUAUUUGAGCCCUGCUGGGCUGGCAGUGGUUUGGGUCACCUGGGAGCAGAACCCCUCGUGUUGGUGCCCAGUUCAGCCAUUGCAAAGGCCCAGCCUGACCCACUGACCACUUCAACCUCUUCUUGGCCAACCUGAGCAGAGAGAGACUCCCAAAUGUGGGUGGUCCCUGCUGGCUGAAGCUGUGUCCCCACAUCUGACCCCUGUCCCACCCGUGCCAGGCCCUGCAGCCUCUACAGGCUUUGCUGUGCUCCCUUGGGUUCCUUCACUUCAGCCCCUGUGACUGCUUGCCACGUUUCCUUCAGCCCCACGUCCUCUUUUUGGGGUGGUUUCCUUGUCACGACAUGAGAUGUUGCUAAUGCACAGUUAACCUGAGGGGAUAGUGCCCUCGCUGCUCUGCCUGGCCUUUGGGGUGGUGAGGUGACAUUUUCUGCCUUUGUCCUGCCCCCUCCACUGAGGCUGGGGGUUUCCUGCUGGGUUUGGACAGCACUAAAUGGGGUGCACUUGGAAGAGUUGGGGUUUUGGGGUUGUGUUUUUCCUCUUUUGAGGUGAUUACUGGUGGGAGCAUCCCUGUCCUGGCAAAGCUCUGGGGACAGCUCUGCUCCUGCCUGGGGUGUGGUGGGUCCAGCAGAGCCUCACCUUGUCCUGGCUCAGAUUAUGGUGGGCAGGGGACACAUGGGACACCAGUGGGGACAUGGGGCUGGUGUGAGUCCAGCUGAUCCCACAGCACAGCUCGAGGGUGCAGCAUCUGUGUCACUUUCUUUUCUUCUUUAGUCGAAUUAACCGUUGGGUUGGUUGUGCAAUAUUCUCUGUUCUUGAACUAUUCUGCAUCUCCCUGAGCCUUUUCUAGCUGGGGUGACAAACCAGGAACAAUUCUAACAGCUGGUAGUUUUGUAACAAUGACUUUCUCCAGACCUUUUACAGACUUGCAGUUAACAGCAAUUAAACGAGUUCUCAGAGUC
Molecule: messenger RNA, 3447 nt
Organism: Cinclus cinclus
Lineage: Eukaryota; Metazoa; Chordata; Aves; Passeriformes; Cinclidae
Gene: BSDC1
Product: BSD domain containing 1
Exons: 8
Coding region: 251-1759 (502 amino acids)
Cellular component (GO): cytoplasm
Source: RefSeq, a predicted model, not a curated record